CCGCCCGAGGAAGCCGAGGCUGCGGACCCCGGCGCCCGGCCAUGGCCUCCCCCGGGCUGCCGCAGCCCCCCGCCGAGGGCUCGCCCUGGCCUCUGCGCCUGCUGCCCGCGCCUCCCGGGCUGCUGCAGCUGGACCCCACUGGCGGCGCGCUCUGGCUGCUCAGCCUCGCGGCGCUGCUCGGCUGGAGCUGGCUGUGGCGGCAGCGGGCGCGGGGCAUCCCUCCCGGGCCCACGCCCUGGCCCGUGGUGGGCAACUUCGGCUUCGUGCUGCUGCCUUCGUUCCUCCGACGGAAGAGCUGGCUGCACCGCCGGGCGAGGGCCGCAGGGACGGAGCCCUCGGCCCUGAGCCCGCAGUUGCUCCUGGCCGACCUGGCCCGCGUCUACGGCAACGUCUUCAGCUUCUUCAUCGGCCACUACCUGGUGGUGGUCCUCAGCGACUUCCACAGCGUGCGCGAGGCGCUGGUGCAGCAGGCCGAGAUCUUUAGCGACCGCCCGCGGGUGCCUCUGGUCUCCCUCGUAACCAAGGAGAAGGGGAUUGUUUUCGCACAUUAUGGUCCGGUGUGGAGACAACAGAGGAAGUUCUCGCAUUCAACUCUUCGUCAUUUUGGCUUGGGAAAGCUGAGCUUGGAGCCCAGGAUUAUUGAAGAGUUUCAGUAUGUGAAAGAGGAAAUGCAGAAGCACGGAGAAGACCCCUUCGACCCUUUCCCCGUUGUCAACAAUGCCGUCUCUAACAUCAUUUGCUCCCUGUGCUUUGGCCAGCGCUUUGACUACACCAAUAGCGAGUUUAAGAAGAUGCUCAAUCUCAUGUCACGAGCACUAGAAAUCUGUCUGAACACCCAGCUCCUCCUGGUCAACAUAUGCCCCUGGCUUUAUUAUCUUCCCUUUGGACCAUUUAAGGAAUUAAGACAAAUUGAAAAGGAUAUUACCACUUUCCUUAAAAAAAUCAUCAAAGACCAUCGAGAGUCUCUGGAUGUAGAGAACCCUCAGGACUUCAUAGACAUGUACCUUCUCCACGUGGAGGAGGAGAGAAAAAAUAGCAGCAACAGUAGCUUUAAUGAAGAUUACUUAUUUUAUAUCAUUAGUGAUCUCUUCAUUGCUGGGACUGAUACCACAACUAACUCCUUGCUUUGGUGCCUUCUGUAUAUGUCACUGAACCCCGACAUACAAGAAAAGGUUCAGGAAGAAAUUGAAAGGGUCAUUGGUGCCGACAGAAUCCCUUCCCUCACUGACAAGGCCCAAAUGCCCUACACGGAAGCCACCAUCAUGGAGGUGCAGAGGCUGACGGUGGUGGUGCCCCUCGCCAUUCCUCACAUGACCUCAGAGAAAACAGUGCUCCAAGGAUAUACCAUUCCUAAAGGAACAGUGAUAUUACCCAACUUGUGGUCAGUGCACAGAGACCCAGCCAUUUGGGAGAAACCAGACGAUUUCUACCCUAAUCGAUUUCUGGAUGAUCAAGGACAACUUAUUAAAAGAGAAACAUUUAUUCCUUUUGGAAUAGGGAAGCGGGUAUGUAUGGGAGAACAACUGGCAAAGAUGGAAUUGUUUCUGAUGUUCGUGAGCCUAAUGCAGAGUUUCACCUUCACUUUACCCAAGGAUUCUAAGAAACCCAUCCUGACUGGAAGAUACGGUCUGACUCUAGCCCCACACCCGUUUAAUGUAAUCGUUUCAAAGAGAUAAAGAACUUGCCCAAGAAGAGAAUGUAAAUACAUUUCCUCCUCAACAGAUUCUUCCUUCUGCAGUUGAUGAUAGACCCAGCAACACAGUGGCCUCCGGUCAGGCUCGGACGAGAGAGAGACCAGAACGUGGGUAGAGCUUGCAUCAUCUUGGACCAUCCCUCAGCAGGGUGCUUCUGUCACUUUAGUAACGCACAUCUGUGACUUAGGGGAUGGGGACCCAGGUGCUGGGUCCAUUCCUCCUCAUCACUCAGUGCCUCAGUCAUUCAUGCAUCCAACGAGGUAAAGAAAAUGUGCCUUCUCUCCCUCCUCACCCCUAAGGAAGGUCAAAUGCCACGUGUCUUUCCCGACAUCACCAAAACACUGUUAAGUACGGAAGAAUGAAUUCAGAAGCCGAAGGAAGACCCUCCAUCUUCAGACCUGUGACAACAUGGAAGCGGGGUUCCGACUUGAAUACUUUGCCAGAGAAGGAUAUGGGUUUCGGUCAUGAUGAGUUAGAGUUUUUCUCCCCACAGAUCCUCUGUCAGUCCUAGGAAGGGGGAGGCUUAUUUUGUUACUGUUGUCUUUUCAUUUGUGAUUUAGUUUUUUACAUUUUGUAGACAUGGACUCGAGUGCCCUUGUCGGGUAUGGAGAGGAAGGGCUGUUUGGGUGUGUAUGUCUGCCUUCUGUUUCAACUACUGGUGAAAGAGGUGGCUUCACAGUGCCGAGUUGCUCUCUGCUGAGUUGCUUGAGGGGAUAUAGCUCUACCUUUCCACUUGAGCCCUGAAUAGUGAGCUUGGGAAUUGUGAUACCAGGAUUCCUCGGGGAAGGAUACAGACUGUGCCAAAUAUGCCUUUCUUAUUCUCCCUUCCACGGGGCUUUGUCUGUCUCACCUUAGUACUUCUCAGAGACACAGAGGCAUUCUGAAUCUGGUUAACAGAACUGCAUCACUCCUUAAUAAGGACGGUCCCUUCAGAAUAGUGGUUCUAAAAAAAGGCACUGACCCCUUUCAGGGGGUACUUGUAAAUGUGUAAGGGCAUCUCUGGUUAUCACAAUGAUGAGGGAGCUGUUGGCCUUUUCCCCCCUUGCGGCCAGGAUGCUAAGAGUCUGAGCCGACCUGAACCAGAAAGAAUAAACCUGCCUCCUCUGCCAAUAUUUCCCCAGCGAGGGCAUGCUCUGAAGAAUGGCCAGCGCUCUCCUGGAUACUCCCGUAGCCCCUCCUGACAGAGAAGUAACCACAAUCCUAAGACGCUCACCCACAGUUUGGAGCCUUCCCUCCUGCUGGCACCACACUUGGGACUUUCCUUGUAGGCCUGCAUAAUUCUUACAGAAACUCUAGUGAGAAGACAUUAUUUUGUAGCUGAUAGAGCUGAGCGUCAGCCAAGUAAAGGUACCUAGUUAGAAGGUCCCGCUGUUCAUUUCAGAUCUACGAGUCCUUGUGACUGGAGAGUUCUGUCCCAACCACUACUCUGUACUGCUGCCUCCUGAGCCAUGGGAGUCUGCUCGGUGUUUUCAGUGCAGAUGGAUGAAGUCUAGGCAAAUCUCUAGGUGCCUUGAGGACUUUUGUCAGCUAAAACAACAACAACAACAAAACAAAUAAACAGAUUGUCCAGGAAUUGUGAGCAAACGGAGCGGUUGUGGUCUAGAUUUGUGACGAGAUGAUGCAUGUGUGAUUACACUGUAUCUUGAGCAGGACAGUUUGUUCCUCAUCUGGAAUUUUAUAUGCAUUUGAAUUGCACUAAUAAUUUGGCAUUAGCAAGUUCAUUACUCCUUAAUUUAUACAUACAUUUUCAACAUUCCUAACCAAGCAGUUUGUAGCUUA
Enhydra lutris kenyoni (northern sea otter) is the source of this 3473-nucleotide messenger RNA. RefSeq names its product cytochrome P450 2U1. Gene Ontology annotation, molecular function: heme binding; oxidoreductase activity, acting on paired donors, with incorporation or reduction of molecular oxygen, reduced flavin or flavoprotein as one donor, and incorporation of one atom of oxygen; iron ion binding. Gene Ontology annotation, biological process: xenobiotic metabolic process. Gene Ontology annotation, cellular component: cytoplasm; intracellular membrane-bounded organelle. NCBI's taxonomy places the organism in Eukaryota, Metazoa, Chordata, Mammalia, Carnivora, Mustelidae. The transcript is spliced from 5 exons. The coding region runs from base 42 to 1676 and encodes 544 amino acids. The record is from RefSeq and is a predicted model, not a curated record.